Messenger RNA from Mauremys reevesii (Reeves's turtle), 1340 nucleotides. RefSeq names its product zinc finger protein 271-like. The transcript has 2 exons. Lineage: Eukaryota; Metazoa; Chordata; Testudines; Geoemydidae. The record is from RefSeq and is a predicted model, not a curated record. The annotation marks the transcript as partial. Gene Ontology annotation, biological process: negative regulation of transcription by RNA polymerase II; regulation of cytokine production; regulation of immune system process.
AGCUUCAAUUGGAGCUCUGCCCUUAUCAGACAUCAGACAAUCCACACAGGUGAGAAACCUUAUGAAUGCGCUGAGUGUGGGAAAUGCUUCAUCGAUAGUUCAGCCCUCAUCUCACAUCAGCAAAUCCAUACAGGAGAAGCACCCCACAGAUGCUCAGAGUGCGGGAAAAUCUUUAGUCAGAGCUCUACCCUGAACACACAUCGUAGAAUCCACACAGGAGAAAGGCCGUACACAUGCUCUGAGUGCGGGAAAAGCUUCAGUCGGCGCUCACACCUUAUCACACAUCGAAUAAUCCACACGGGAGAAAGACCCUACACAUGCUCUGAGUGUGGGAAAAGCUUCAAGCACCGCUCUGCCCUUAUCAAACAUCGAAGAAUUCACACAGGAGAAAGGCCGUACACAUGCUCUGAGUGUGGGAAAAGCUUCAGUCGGCGCUCAAACCUUAUCAUACAUCAGAGAAUCCACACAGGGGAGACGCCCUACAUGUGCUCUGAGUGUGGGAAAAGCUUCAAUCACUGCUCUGCCCUUAUCAAACAUCGAAGAAUCCACACAGGAGAAAGGCCGUACACAUGCUCUGAGUGUGGGAAAAGCUUUAGUCAGAGCUCAAACCUUAUCAAACAUGAGAGAAUCCACACAGGAGAGACGCCCUACACAUGCUCUGAGUGCGGGAAAAGCUUCAGUCAGCGCUCAAACCUUAUCAUACAUCAGAGAAUCUACACAGGGGAGACGCCCUACAUGUGCUCUGAGUGUGGGAAAAGCUUCAAUCACUGCUCUGCCCUUAUCAAACAUCGAAGAAUCCACACAGGAGAAAGGCCGUACACAUGCUCUGAGUACCUCAUCUUACAUCAGAGAAUCCACACAGGGGAGAAGCCCUACACAUGCUCUGAGUGUGGGAAAAGCUUUAGUCAGAGCUCUGUCCUUAUCAGACAUUGUAGAAUCCACACAGGAGAGAAGCCCUACAUGUGCACUGAGUGUGGGAAAAGCUUCAAUCGGCGCUCAAACCUUAUCAGACAUAGGAAAAUCCACCUUGGAGAGAAGCCCUAGACAUGCUCUGAGUGCAGGAAAAGCUUCAAAAAGCACUCAAGCCUCAUUAGACAUCAGAAAAGCCACAUGAGAGAGAACUGUAAUAAAUCCCUUGACUAGGGUUGGCCAAAAAAAUUUUUUUUAAAAAAUCACAUUUGCUCAUUCCUACUUAGUUAUUUUUGUACCAUCUUCACCAUGGUGUCUCAGCUCCACCAGAUCAGUUGCCUGCUUCUGCCUUUUGCAGCUCAUCCUUCUUUGGGGUCAGUCCUGUGAUCUUUUCUAUCAACUCCUUUCCUUUAGAGUCGUAGGAGUGUGUG